This is a messenger RNA of Thermothelomyces thermophilus ATCC 42464, 1593 nucleotides long. RefSeq lists its product as uncharacterized. Gene Ontology annotation, molecular function: basic amino acid transmembrane transporter activity. The coding region runs from base 1 to 1593 and encodes 530 amino acids. Gene Ontology annotation, cellular component: fungal-type vacuole membrane. Gene Ontology annotation, biological process: transmembrane transport; basic amino acid transport. NCBI's taxonomy places the organism in Eukaryota, Fungi, Ascomycota, Sordariomycetes, Sordariales, Chaetomiaceae. The transcript is spliced from 6 exons. The record is from RefSeq and is a predicted model, not a curated record.
AUGUUCAUGUCAGACGUCAUCGUUUCUCGCGUGCGAGAGGAUCAGCCGCUCCUCCGGGCACCAGAGGAGGAUUGUUGGAAGCCACCGAGAGGAUUCAUAUGGAUCCAAGUGGCGAUCAUGUCCAACGUUUUCCUCUAUGGCUUUGACGGAACCAUCACGGCAGCGACGUACGCGGUCAUCAGCUCUGAGUUUGAUGCGGCCAACACGGCGUCGUGGUUGACAACCUCAUACCUGGUAACGAGCACGGCUUUUCAACCUCUGUACGGCCGGGUGUCGGAUAUUUUUGGGCGCCGGCUGUGCUUCUUCAUUUCCACGACUACCUUUGCCCUCGGGUGUCUUGGUUGUGGCCUGGCCGGCAACAUUGUGCUACUCAACUGGAUGCGCGCGCUGACUGGGUUCGGCGGCGGAGGGUUGAUGACAAUGGCCACGAUCGUGAACUCGGACAUGAUUCCGUUCCGCAAGCGCGGAAUGUACCAAGCGUUGCAAAACGGCAUGUUUGGCUUCGGUGCCAUCUGCGGCGCCUCGCUUGGCGGGUCGAUCGCUGACGGCGUCGGCUGGCGGUGGUGCUUCAACCUCCAGGUUCCGAUUUCCAUCUUUGCCCUGUUUGUCGGUGCCUUGGUUAUCGAUAACCCCGAGGGAGGCUUUCACUUGGGCCACGGUUUCAAAGAUACCUGGGCGAGGGUGGACUUCACUGGUGCCUUGUUGCUGGUGAUGGCCAUCUCGCUGCAGCUUGUCGGUCUGAGUUUGGGUGGCAAUGAGCUUCCAUGGGCCAGUCCGUGGGUCAUUGGCUCGCUCGUGGCCAGUUUCGUGCUCCUUGGCCUCUUCUUGGUGGUGGAAGCAAAGACUCGGGCCAUCCCAAUCAUUCCCCUCCGACUGCUGAAUGGAAAGCUGCCUGCUCUGACCCAGUUCUCCAACAUUUGCGUUGGCAUGUCCGCGUACGCAUACCUGUUCAAUCUGCCCCUGUUUUUCCAAGUCGUGCUCCUCGACUCUGCGACGACCGCAGGGGCGCGCCUUGCAAUCCCAUCCAUGGCGACACCAAUCGGUGGCCUCAUUGCCGGCAUUGUCAUGUCGAGGUGGGGAAAGCUGUUGACACUGGUCCGGGCCGGGGCCGCCCUCAUGGUGUUUGGAAAUGCUCUAGUGACCUCGCUUGGGUUUCAAGAUUCUGCCUGGAAGUACUAUGUGUACAUUUUCCCGGCAAACCUGGGCCAGGGAAUCGUAUAUCCUGGCAUUCUCUUCACCUCGCUUGCCACUUUUGAUCACGCAGACCACGCCGUUAGUGCGUCGACCGUCUACCUGAUCCGGUCGUUGGGAACUGUAUACGGCGUCGCCAUCACUUCUGCCAUCGUGCAGACCACGCUCAGCGUCCGGCUUCCGGAUGCUUUGGGCGAAAUCUCGGAUAAAUGGAGAGUUAUCGACGAAAUCCGUCACUCGGUUUCAGCCAUCAGGACACUUCCUCCGGAUGUGCAGCUCAAGGCGCGGCUCGUCUACUACGACGGGCUUCGGUACUCGUUCGCGACAUCAACAGCUGUUGGCGCCGCCGCCGUGUGCACUGCCCUCCUCGCCAAGGCAAGGGGACUUCGAAGCACAAAAUGA